This is a messenger RNA of Hyposmocoma kahamanoa, 3042 nucleotides long. RefSeq names its product transcriptional enhancer factor TEF-1 (gene scalloped). Lineage: Eukaryota; Metazoa; Arthropoda; Insecta; Lepidoptera; Cosmopterigidae. Gene Ontology annotation, molecular function: DNA-binding transcription factor activity, RNA polymerase II-specific; RNA polymerase II cis-regulatory region sequence-specific DNA binding. Gene Ontology annotation, cellular component: transcription regulator complex. The transcript has 11 exons. Bases 240 to 1412 code for a protein of 390 amino acids. The record is from RefSeq and is a predicted model, not a curated record. Gene Ontology annotation, biological process: regulation of transcription by RNA polymerase II; embryonic organ development; hippo signaling.
GUGCCAUUCUUCGCAUACCAAUAAGAGUAUAUUCUUUAAAUUUACUACUAAAUUAACAUUAAAUCAAAAUUCGCCCCUUCACCUCAUCUUCAAACAUCGCAAUAGCGAGCGGUGCGCUCGCGGCCGGCACCAUUACUUCCCCGUGGAGCACGGCGACCGGCGCGCCCGACACCAAUGGCUCGGGUGGCGCCGACACCAAGCACCUCGACGUUGGAGAUGCCAGCGACGAUGAGAAGGAUAUGUCGGCGGCUGAUGCGGAAGGAGUGUGGAGCCCCGACAUCGAACAGAGCUUCCAAGAAGCGCUGGCCAUCUACCCACCUUGCGGGAGACGCAAGAUAAUCCUCUCUGACGAGGGCAAGAUGUACGGACGUAACGAGUUAAUAGCGAGGUACAUAAAACUACGGACAGGGAAAACUCGCACAAGAAAGCAGGUGUCGUCACACAUACAGGUGUUAGCUAGACGGAAACUACGCGAAAUACAGGCCAAACUGAAAGUGGACGGUGGGAUGAUGAAAGACAAGGCGAUGCAGUCAAUGAGCACAUUGUCUAGCGCACAGAUCGUUGCAGGUUUACCGCACCCAGCGUACCACCAUACGCAAUUUUGGCAACCGGGUCUUCAAGCUGGCACCUCACAAGAUGUAAAACCGUUCCCUGGCUCGGGCUACAAGGGCGUCCCAGGAGUCGGUGGUGUCGGCGUGCCCGGCGGCACGGAGGUUGCGCCGCCGCCGCCCUGGGAGGGUCGAGCCAUCGCCACACACAAACUGAGACUCGUUGAGUUCUCUGCCUUUGUCGAACACCCAAGAGACCCUGAUACGUACCCUCCAAGUACGGCGCCAGCGCAACAUCUGUUUGUACAUAUAGGUGGUACCGUCACAUACGCAGAUCCUUUAUUAGAGUCAGUAGAUGUACAACAGAUAAAUGACAAGUUCCCCGAAAAGAAGGGCGGUCUCAAAGAGCUAUACGAGAAGGGUCCACGAAACGCCUUCUUCCUCGUCAAGUUCUGGGCAGACCUCAACACGAACAACUUGGACGAUCCCGGGGCAUUUUACGGUGUAACCAGUGUGUACGAAAGCAAUGAAAACAUGACAAUAACAUGUAGCACGAAAGUUUGUUCUUUCGGGAAGCAAGUCGUCGAAAAAGUGGAGACAGAGUACGCGCGAUUCGAGGGCGGGCGGUUCGUGUAUCGCAUACAUCGCUCGCCCAUGUGCGAGUACAUGGUCAACUUCAUUCAUAAGCUCAAACAUCUACCAGAGAAGUACAUGAUGAACAGCGUGUUAGAAAACUUCACUAUACUGCAGGUGGUGUCAAAUAGAGAUACUCAAGAGACGUUGUUAUGUGCCGCGUUUGUGUUUGAAGUGUCGAACAGUGAGCACGGCGCGCAGCACCAUAUCUAUAGGCUCGUGAAAGACUGAAUCGAACCUGAGGCCCUCCUCCUGCCUCCCCCUCACUCGUACAACCAUUCCCUCUCAUCUCGACUACCGGACACGGGGACCUAUCGACUUGCUUUAAAAAAACUCUAGCACCUGUAAGUCCAAAUCAGGUCUUCCGAAUUACAUUUCUACAAGAUUUACCUGAACUGCUUCAAAAAGGCGUUUUUAAUUACGUAUUCUAAAAAAUACAACUACUUGUGUUUUAUUAUUUGAUUUUAAAAUCGGAACUUAGUCGUAUAUAAAACGUAUGUUAUUUACUUCGACAUGUGUUGUGUGUCGGUAUUAUGUUGUCACUAGGGUUGUCCCAAGUGCACAAAUAAAUAAUGAAAACCAAAUGCUACAAAAAGUUACAAAAACUCGCACGGCUAGAUGUUGACACCCGCUCCUUUAGUCCCUUCGAGACCAUGGACGUUGCAACACGUACAAAAUGCCGACGUAAAUAAGUUUUAUACCACGUUUAAAUCCCGACUAUAUAACCCGCAAAUCGUGAAAGUUUAAAUCAAAUAAAAAUUUAAAAUCGUCAAAACUUUUUGGAAGCAAAACUAGGAAUACGUUGUUUUAAUUGCGUCUUUUUGAAGCGCUCAUCUUGUAUAUCCGGCAAACCCUUUAUUCGUCACCAAAAUUAGAACGCAAAUUAUUAUUUAUCGAAAUUGUGAUCUGAAAAUUCGCUACAAGUAUUUUUGUAACUGAAUGUUUAUUGUAUAGCUCAAUUUUAAAUAUCUCUAUUAUGGUUCUGAUUGUUGUUUUUUCACGUAGAUCCACUUCCGACAUCGGAAGGCUCUAUGUAUUACAUCUAUUCAUUUCGUUUAAGUUCAUACAUACUCAUCUUGAGAAGAGAAAUCUUUCUCGUCUCAGACAAUCAAAAGUAACAAUAUUUUACAUAUAAUUCUUAAUAUAUUGUUCAGGAUAGAUUCGUGUAAAUUAAUAUCAAAUAAGAAGAUAUAGAAUUGAAUACACACAGUGCCUCUUAUAAUUAUGUUACAUUAACAUAAAUUACUUGAGCAUGUUUGGUCUUUUCACUGAGUUAAAUAGAAUACUUAAAGUUAAGAAGAAUUGACAGUGAAGAGACUAAAACCUAGUGUAGGGUACCGAGAAUCAUAAAUAAGUUUGAUAAGUAUAAUAAGUAAGACGUCAAGAAAACUUAUCAGUUGUUAAGCACUCGCGGUAUUGUAUUCUUUACCUCCGAGUUGAGAUUUCUACACUCUACCAACGUUACUUGGUCCAAAGUGGCAACUAACUUUCGUAAGGCGCUAUUUUGCGCUUUAAACACUUUAUUUUAGAUUCCUUUCUUCAUCUUAUUUUAUUUGUACUUUUAGGUCCUUUGAGACGUAGCAUUUCAUUUGUAUUUAGUUUAUCUGCCAGAUAGUAAGUCUUUGCCACAAAUGAAUGGUAUAUUUGUACAUAAUUAUUAAUGUAAUGUACCACAAAUUAAUGUGCUCAUGUGUUCACAUGGUCUCCCACGUUGCAGUAGAGUAAUAUAGAGUAUAUAAAAUUACUCAAGUUUUUAAAUGUUUGCACCGUUCACUAGUUUUUGUUUGGAAACUGUAUCCUGUCAUCACAAAUUGUUUCGUUGGCAGCUUUAAACAUCAGAGAAAAAUUCUGUCACAGCACC